Conger conger (European conger) is the source of this 2419-nucleotide messenger RNA. Its product is annotated as leiomodin-1-like. Gene Ontology annotation, molecular function: actin binding; tropomyosin binding. Gene Ontology annotation, cellular component: myofibril; striated muscle thin filament. Gene Ontology annotation, biological process: myofibril assembly; muscle contraction; pointed-end actin filament capping. The record is from RefSeq and is a predicted model, not a curated record. The transcript is spliced from 3 exons. Bases 203 to 2248 code for a protein of 681 amino acids. NCBI's taxonomy places the organism in Eukaryota, Metazoa, Chordata, Actinopteri, Anguilliformes, Congridae.
CUGUGCUGCUCCAAAUGCGCUAAGCUACGAGCGCAGACCAAACCGGACGGACGGUAGCUUGGUUUAUUUCGGUUUUCUGGACCUCUCCCACGUUUCUGGACCUGUGGCGGACAACUUAGAGGCGACAAGAUAUAGUGUCGAGAACUUAAGGGACUCCCCUGUUUGUCUUUGUAUUUAUUUGCCGUGGAGCCCGUUGGCAAUCAUGUCCCGGAGGAAGGUGAGGGGGUUGACGCGGACGGGGCGACAGGUGAGCGAAGACCCCGACAUUGACAACUUGCUGUCUACACUGUCGCCCGAGGAGGUGGAGGAACUAGAGAAAGAAGUUAUGACCGUUCCCGACUCCGAUCCGAACGAGACGCCCGGCAUCAGACCGGGGAACCGGCCGGAAAAACAACCGUCAUUAAACAAUAACACGGAGGCCAAGCGGGACCCCUGCGAGACGAAGAAACUUCCCCGAAGAGAGCUGUCGUUCGAGGGGGAGCCCAAGAAGGAGAGCAGGAAACAGGAGUACCUGCGGAAGAUGGGACUGAGCCAGGAGAAGAGCCUCUCCAGGUCGCCCAGCCAAGAGGGAGGCCCCCAAAGGCAGGCCAGUGUCUCCUCUGAGGGAGAGCACAAGACGGAGGAGAGAAACUGCCAGGAGAGGGGUGAUCCCAGAGAGGACCGGAGCGGCCUCUCAGAGGGCAAGGGAAAAGAGAGAGAGGAGGAGAACAAGAAGAAGGCCGAGAACAACAGCAAGACGAAAGGCCUGAUAUCCAAACUGCAGGAAAAAAAGGAGGUGGGCAGAGAGGAGAGGAGGGAGGAGGGGAAGAAGAGGGACGAGGGGAAGACGAAGGAGCUGAUCUCCAGGCUGCAGGAGAAGAAGGAGAAGGUGGAGGGAAAGGAGAGGGAGAGGAAGGAUGACAGGAAGACCAGAGGACUGGUCUCCCGCCUGGAGGAGAAACAGAGCAAGACAGAGGUGAAGAGUGACAAGGGGGAGGAGAAAGGCGACGACGAACGACAGAACGAAGAGAGGCAGGAGAGGGAGAAAGACAAGGCGCGCGAGAAGGUGGAGAGGGACGGAGGGAGGGACAGAGAGAGCGAGAGGGCGGAGCGAAAGGCGGCGAGGGAGGAGAAGGAGAGGGAAGAGAAGGAGAAGAAACAGAAGGAAAGUGUAAAAGAGAAAGAAGAAAGAGACGAGAAAGGGGGAGGGAAGGACAGGGAAAUCGAGACGGGGAAAGAGAGACCGUCGAGACUGAGCGGGAAGGAGAAGCCCGCCGGGAACGGGCAGAGCCCGGGCGGCAAGACCGCGGAGGAAGAGGAGGACGACGAAGCAGCCAGCAUGUUCGACGAGCCCCUGGAGAAGGUCCGCAGCAACGACCCCGCCAUGACCGAGCUCAACGUCAACAACUCGGAGGUCAUCAAGACCAAGACGCUCAUCCAGUUCGCCGAGGCGCUGAAGGACAACACCCGCGUGAAGACGUUCGCCCUGGCCAACACGCGCGCCGACGACCACGUGGCCUACGCCAUCGCCGGGACCCUGCGCGCCAACAAGACCAUCACCAGCAUCAACCUGGACUCCAACCAUCUCACCAGCAAGGGCAUCAUGGCGCUGGUCCACGCGCUGCAGCACAACGCCGCCCUGACCGAGCUGCGCUUCCACAACCAGCGGCACAUCUGCGGCGGGAAGACGGAGAUGGAGAUGGCCAAGGUGCUCAAGGACAACGCCACCCUGCUCAAACUCGGCUACCACUUCGAGCUGGCGGGGCCGCGCAUGACCAUGACCAACAUCCUGAGCCGCAACAUGGACCGGCAGCGUCAGCGGCGGCUGCAGGAGCAGAAGCAGGCCCAGGCCAACGGUGGCGGGGAGAAGAAAGGGGGCGCUCUGGAGGUCCCCAAACCCGGCGCGGCGUUCCUCAAGGGCUCACCCCGGGCCUCCCCCAAAAUCUCGCCUCAGCCGUCCCCCCUGCCCUCGCCCAUCCCGUCCCCCAAGGUCACUCCGAAACGCGGAGGAGGAAGAGGAGGAGGAGGAGGAGGAGGAGGAGGAGGAGCCCCGCCACCGCCAGCCCCGCCCCCGCCUCCUCCUCCCGCGCCGCUACUCGACGGCGACUUCCUGCGGAACUCCUUGUCUCCCGUGUCCGAGCGGAAACUGGACGACAGGGGGGCGGGGCGAGGGGGCGGGAAGAACUCCAGGGACCAGCUGCUGGCCUCCAUCAGGGACAGCGACCUGAAACAGCUGAAAAAGGUGGCCGUACCCAAGCUUCUGCAGUGAACGGGAGGAAGGAGGGAGAAGAAAGAAAGAUGAAGAAGGAGAGCCGGAUGGAAGAGGGAACAGGACAGACAUCUCACCUUUGAGGAGAUCAGCACUCUGGCUCAAUUUUUGUUUUGACUUAAAACGUGGGAUACAGUCUGAUCGCUGAGAAGGCACAGGAACGGGGAGCAU